Molecule: messenger RNA, 3018 nt
Organism: Kogia breviceps (pygmy sperm whale)
Lineage: Eukaryota; Metazoa; Chordata; Mammalia; Artiodactyla; Physeteridae
Gene: PRKAA2
Product: protein kinase AMP-activated catalytic subunit alpha 2
Biological process (GO): protein phosphorylation; intracellular signal transduction
Cellular component (GO): cytoplasm
Molecular function (GO): AMP-activated protein kinase activity; ATP binding
Source: RefSeq, a predicted model, not a curated record
GUAGGCGGCGGCGGCAGCACAGAAGAGCUCGCGGCGGCGGCGGCGGCGGCGGCGCGGGCGGCGGAGCAAGGCUGCGCGCGCCGAACAUGGCUGAGAAGCAGAAACACGACGGGCGGGUGAAGAUCGGACACUACGUGCUGGGGGACACGCUGGGCGUUGGCACCUUCGGCAAAGUGAAGAUUGGAGAACAUCAAUUAACAGGCCAUAAGGUGGCAGUUAAAAUUUUAAAUAGACAGAAGAUUCGCAGUUUAGAUGUUGUUGGAAAAAUAAAACGAGAAAUUCAAAAUCUAAAACUCUUUCGUCAUCCUCAUAUUAUCAAACUAUACCAGGUGAUCAGCACUCCAACAGAUUUUUUUAUGGUAAUGGAAUAUGUGUCUGGUGGUGAAUUAUUUGACUACAUCUGUAAACAUGGACGGGUUGAAGAGAUGGAAGCCAGGCGCCUCUUUCAGCAGAUUCUGUCUGCCGUGGAUUACUGUCACAGGCAUAUGGUCGUUCAUCGAGACCUGAAACCAGAGAACGUGCUAUUGGAUGCACACAUGAAUGCCAAGAUAGCUGAUUUUGGAUUAUCUAAUAUGAUGUCAGAUGGUGAAUUUCUGCGAACUAGUUGUGGCUCCCCAAAUUAUGCAGCACCUGAAGUCAUCUCAGGCAGAUUGUAUGCAGGUCCUGAAGUUGAUAUCUGGAGCUGCGGUGUUAUUUUGUAUGCUCUUCUCUGUGGCACCCUCCCAUUUGAUGAUGAGCAUGUGCCUACGUUGUUUAAGAAGAUCCGAGGGGGUGUUUUUUAUAUCCCAGAAUAUCUCAAUCGUUCUGUGGCCACUCUCCUGAUGCAUAUGCUGCAGGUUGACCCCCUGAAACGAGCAACUAUCAAAGACAUAAGAGAGCAUGAAUGGUUUAAACAAGAUUUGCCCGGUUACUUAUUUCCUGAAGACCCCUCCUAUGAUGCUAACGUCAUUGAUGAUGAGGCUGUGAAAGAAGUGUGUGAAAAAUUUGAGUGUACAGAAUCAGAAGUAAUGAACAGUUUAUAUAGUGGUGACCCUCAAGACCAGCUUGCAGUGGCUUAUCAUCUUAUCAUUGACAAUCGGAGAAUAAUGAACCAAGCCAGUGAGUUCUACCUCGCCUCUAGUCCCCCAACUGGUUCUUUUAUGGAUGAUAGUGCCAUGCAUAUUCCCCCAGGCCUGAAACCUCAUCCAGAAAGGAUGCCACCUCUUGUAGCAGACAGCCCUAAAGCAAGAUGUCCAUUGGAUGCACUGAAUACAACGAAGCCCAAAUCUUUAGCUGUGAAAAAAGCCAAGUGGCAUCUUGGAAUCCGAAGUCAAAGCAAACCAUAUGACAUUAUGGCUGAAGUGUACCGAGCUAUGAAACAGCUGGAUUUUGAAUGGAAGGUAGUGAAUGCAUACCAUCUACGUGUAAGAAGAAGAAAUCCAGUGACUGGCAAUUAUGUGAAAAUGAGCUUACAGCUUUACUUGGUUGACAAUAGAAGCUAUCUUUUGGACUUUAAAAGCAUUGAUGAUGAGGUGAUGGAGCAGAGGUCUGGCUCCUCAACGCCCCAGCGGUCCUGCUCUGCUGCUGGCUUACACAGACCGCGAUCCAGUUUGGAUUCUGUAACUGCGGAGAGCCAUUCGCUCUCUGGCUCUCUCAUGGGCUCCUUGAUGGGAAGCACAUCGUCUUCAGUUACACCUCGCUUGGGCAGUCACACCAUGGAUUUUUUUGAAAUGUGUGCCAGUCUGAUCACUACCUUAGCCCGUUGAUGAUCUUUCCUUAGUUUCUAUCUUUCUGUUUUUGCACUGUGAAAAUCAGAUAUAUUCUUUAAAUUAUUGUUUUACUUAUGGAUAUCACAUAUUCUGCAGUACUGGUUGAGAGCUGUGACUAUCUCCAGGGGACGUUCAAUGCCAUUGAAAUGACUGAAAACGAAAAAGUCUGACAUUUUAUUUACUGUAGACAUCUGUAAUUCUGUUUUGCCUAUGAUAAAUUUACAUAGGUAAUAUCUUUAAUACGUGAACAUUGAUGAAGAUUAUUGUUAAUCUAAAAUUGUGGAUUCACUACAGAUGCUUAAUACACCUUUACUGGUGAACCAUCUCAGUCAAAGGGUGGUUUGGCAACAUCAUCUUGCUUUACUGUUUAGUGUAGAUAAAUCCAGUUUGCUUCCUAAAUUUCAGCAGGCUUCAAGCUGUGUUUAUGCACAAGAAGAUUAAAAAAUAGCCCAAACAUUAGUAAGAUAGUAAUUAAAUGUUGAAAUCUUAAGAACCAGCCCCCCAGAUUUCAGAAACCAAGUUCUGCUAGCAGUUUUUGCAAAUAUUGCCCAGUGUUCAACAGAAGGGCUGUGGUCCUGAAGCAGGUAACGGUCAUUUCCAGGUUCCUUAAAAACAGCUAUAACUAACUAGAGGUUUUAUCUUGAGAUUUUCCUGAAUAACAUAUUUAAGAGCCUUCAAGGUUCUACUCAGGACUGGAACAUCUGGAAUUACAACAACUUUUGUCUUUUUCAUAAACUUGUAUCAUUUUACAACAUGCCUUCAGAAUCUACGUUUCUCAAAUUCUUUUUCACUCUAUUUAUUUUUGUACUUCACCAAGCAUGGUAAAAUAGACAGUUAAAUGAAACAAAGCAAAAUGUCAACAGUCUCUUAAAGAGAACUCUUAUCUUUGAUCUCUUAUUGUGUGUGGUGGUGAGGAGUAUGUGUGUGUCCUGUUGCAUCCCAUAAUGCUAAUUAUUCAUCAGAAGUUUGUUACUGUAUUCACCCCCCUCCCUCACCUUCCCUAGUCACCUUUGUCUUUGUUUAUUGUUUGAUCCUUAGUGGCUGAUUGACUCAGCUUUGAAAUCUUUUCUGGUUCUCUUUCUUUGUUCUAUAUCUUGGUUUGCUAGCCAUCCAGUUUGAAACACUGUUCUGGCCCCUAAGGGCUUUUGUGUACUUCCAAAGCUUGGUAGGCUGUGACUUUCACUGUUGAACCUGGUAGGGCAGGGACGCCUUAAGCAUUCAAAAACUUCUCUCUUGAAUAAAUAUAUGUGUUGUUUACAUAUAUAUAUAU